Molecule: messenger RNA, 1512 nt
Organism: Adineta steineri
Lineage: Eukaryota; Metazoa; Rotifera; Eurotatoria; Adinetida; Adinetidae
Source: the annotation of a GenBank genome assembly
AUGUCAAUAGAUCAAAAUUCUUUGAUAUUAUCAAGUUUUUCACGACGUCGCUUAUGUUUAUCAUUAACGAAUGAAAAUAUGAAUGAUUUCAGAGAUUUAUUAAAUCAUUUUCAACAACGUUUGAUUGAAAAACAAAAAUUAUUUGAUAUACAACGAGAAGAUGUACAUCAUUCAAUUAAUCGAACAUUUAAUAAAAUUUUUGAACAAUUCAUUGAGAUUCGACGAUUUUGUCGAAAUGAUAUUGAACAACAAACAUUAAAUGCUCAAAUUGAACUACAACAAAUGCUUGAUGCUGUGCAAUAUAUGCGAACAAAAAGUGAUAUGUAUCAUGGCAAUACAUCAGAUACAUUAAAUUUAUUUGCUACUGAAUUACAAAAAUGUACUGAUCGAUUAUCUAAACUUGUUCUUUCACCUGCACGUGAUCUUGAUAAUUUAUCAUCAUAUUUAACAGCAUCAUUAUCAUCUAUAGCGUCAGAUAAUCUACCAGAAACACCAUCAUCACCAUCUCAAUCUAUAUUUGAACAAGAUAUCAAUAAGAAUAUUGUUAUUCCAUCACCAAUAAUAACAGUGGAUUCAGAUAAAAAUAGUAGUAGUAAUAAUAGUACUGAUGUGGCAAAUGUUAAUGAUUUAAAUCAUUUUAAAUUUGGUCCAAGUAUAGUAUUAGCUUUUCCAUGUGAUAUGAUUGCAUCAAAUAAACGUAGUAUUCUUUCAUAUGUUAUCGAAAGAAAUUUUCUCAAUUAUUCAACAGUAUCUGGUGUUAGUUUAUCAAGUAUUAAAGUUUAUCGAUUAUUAGCACCAAUAACAGCAAAUAAUGCUCGUCUUUGGGAUUUAACGUGGUGUCCAUGGAGUAAAUUUUACCUUAUUGUAGGUAAUUUAGGUCUUUACUCUCUUUGUUAUCCAUAUGAUACAAAUCCAUCGACAAUUGAACAUGUACCACAAGUAAAUAAGUUAGUUAGUUUUCGUGGUCCAUUAUUUCAACAUGUACGUAUAUCAUCUCAUUCAACUGGUUGGUAUAUUUAUAUGGUUGAACAUCAAAAUGUUUCUAUUGAUUUAUAUGAUCGUCGAUCAGGUCAACUUUUACGUCAUUUUGAUAAUCAUAGUCAACAUGAUUUAAUUCCACUUGGUUUUCAUGGAUUUUGUUUAAAUGAAAAUUUAUUUGCUAUUGUGAAAAAAACUGAAGUUUUAUCAACAAUUAAUAAUCCACAUCAAACGAAAAAUGAACAAAAUGUUCAAGUCUAUUUUUUUGAUCUUGAAACAAUGUUAUGUAUACAACAAAUGUCAUUAUGUCAUUGUUCAAAUGUUUAUGAUAUAAAAUGUUGUUAUGAAAAAAAUAUUUUUAUGAUACUUGCUGAACCUAUGCAACUUAUUCUUGUUAAUUUAGAUACAAAUGAAUUAAUAAGAAAAAAAUUAUUAGAUGAAGGAAAACAUUUAUGUAUUAUUAAUGAUCAUGAAGUGUUUAUUUUACGUUCUGAAUGUUCAAUUCAAACACUUCAAUAUCGAAAUAUUAGAUAA